AUGGGGGACCCAAACGCUGUGGAGCUGCGCCCUAUCGACGAAGACCACAGCGAGAGGGACAAACAAUCGGGAAACGCAGGGGAUAGAAAGAAGCCCCACCGAAGGAAGGAAAGCUUAAACAAGAGGAAGGAGAAUGCACAUGGUUCGCAUACUGGUGACCGACAGGGGAGUCAAUCGAGGGGGCACAGCGAUGCGCAGAGGAGGAGGCAAAAUGGCCAUCAUCGCAGAGAUGGUUCGGGGAGGGGAAGUGCAGAGCCUAGCAGGGGUGAAAGCGGCGCCUCAGCGGGCGAAGCUGCGAAGGAAGCGACUAGCGAGGCUGCCAACCGAACUUCCAACCAAACGCCCAACCAAACGCCCAACCAAACCGCUAAUGAAGCUGCCAACGAAGCGGCUGGGGAAACCCUCCGCGCGAGGGAGAGACGGGGCCGCGGGCCCAGCGAGGGGCCAGACAACUCCACGUGCGCCGACCUCGACGAAGAAACCAAGUUCAUGGAAAACUGGGAAGAAACGCAGAAAAGGAUCUACGAUCCAACCAUAGGGUUGAGGAGGCACUACACAAACGAGCUACUCUCAUGUGGGGAAAAAAACAACAUACGCGUAUUGGAGAAGUGGUCAUCCAUGAUUAACAGAGACAUCAACUGGUUCAUGAAGACACACAGAACGACCUUCCUAAGAAGAGUCAAAAGAGGGAUCCCACAAAAAUAUAGGUGGAAAGUAUGGUUCCAAAUAACAAACAGUAAAAUUCUGUUGAACAAAUUUCAAAAAAAAUAUUAUUUUUUGUCAAAAAAAAAGUCCAACUAUACUAAUUUGAUAAUGAUAGAUAUAUCGAGGACCUUCCCCGAGUUGCUAAUAUUUGACAAGUACGCCCAGGAGCAGCUGUUUCGCAUUUUAAAUGCAUAUUCAAAUUUCGAGCCAUCGGUAGGGUACUGCCAAGGGAUGAAUUUCCUCGUGGGACUCCUACUCAUAGUCAGCAAUUUCAACGAAAUAGAAACAUUUUGUGUUUUAGUUAGCCUCAUGAAUAAUUACCACUUGAAAGAAUUUUACAAAGAAAAGUUCCCUCUCCUUAAUAGGUACAUAUACCUGUUUGAGAAAAUAUUACAAUGUGAAGUGCCCGACCUGGUUGACCAUUUUAACCGGGAGGAGGUAUUCCCCCCUGUGUAUCUACACCAGUGGUUACUAACCCUAUUCAUUGCUAGUCUCCCCAUCAAAAGUGUUAUAGUCAUAUGGGAUUACCUGUUCAGCACGAGCAUAAAAACCAUCCUCAUCAUUUCCGUUGCCCUGUUGAAAAUAUUAAAAAGCUAUUUAAUGAAACAUAAAUUUGAAAAAAUUUUGAAAUUAUUAAAAUCGUUAAAGUAUAACGAAAGCAACGAUGAUAUUCUCAUUGCAAAAUUGUUAAUUAAAAAAUCAGAGUCGGUCAAUUUGAACCCAGAACUGAGUUUCCUCUUUGAUAACAUUGAGAGGGAGGAUAUUCCCUUUGAUGGGCAGUUUAAAUUUUUCAUUGGAGAUAUUAACAAUUGCCAUUUUACCCACGUGGAGGAGCAGGCGGCCACCAAUGGUAAGGCAGUGACUGACGGUACAAAUAAGGAUCAAACGAGAACUUCCAAUUGGGAGCGGCCUUGCCCAGCCACCUCCACCCCUGGGAGCUUCACCCCGGGGAGCUUUUCCCCUGGAAGCUUUUCCCCUGGAAGUUUUUCCCCCGUCAGCUUCACCCCAUCCACCUUUAGCCCCUCCAACUUUGUCGCCCUGGACGGAGUUCCCCUGCUGAACUUCUUCUCCAACCGGGUGCUCAAAAGGGACUCCAAGGCGGAGCGCCAAGGGGAGGGAAAAUCGCCCCAGGGGAAAGCGGCCAGGGGGAAGAGCCACACCCCCCGGAGGUCUCCAAAACCGCAGCGAGCGCAGGAAGGAGACGCGAAGGAGCUGACCCCGCCAAGCCAAUGCGAUCGGAGAGAAGGAAAAAAAAACCAACACGAUCGUAAAUAUGAUGAGGAGAUCCAAGACGGGGAGGAAGCAGAGCAAACCGCACGAGAUCGCAACAUGAACACGUUUUACUACAAAAUUUUAAGCAGCAAUGAAAAGAAUUUAAAAAAAAAAAAAAACAAUGCAACUGUGAAUAGCCAAAAUAGCAGCAACGAAACGGGAAAUGGCAUCUUCAGCAACUCGACCAGUCAGACCCAUCGGACCCACCACCAUGUGAAGUCGUCCAGCGUGCCCAGGUCACUCCCCAUGGGAGGAAGCAAAUCGAAAGGCAUCACCUUAAACAGUGGCAGUGGGGCGUACUGCGCAUCAGGGAGGGGAAGGCAGCCACUGCGCAGUACCGAUAAGAAGGGCUCAAAGGGGAAAAAGGUGAAUCUCCAAAAGGGGAUGUUGUCGACUCCGCUCGAUUCCUGCCCAAGUAGUUACGAAGAGAAGGGGAGUACUCCACUGAACUGUGAUCGUGGGGAAGGGGCAGCGGGGGAGAAUCACCAGAGGGCACCCCUUUCUGGGCAGAGAGGAAAACGCUCACCCCGCGUAGGUAGUGACGAACCUGGCCAAGGAGCCACCUCCAACGGUGCGCGCAUGGAAAAGGACGUCGCCGAAGACCGCGCAAGGACGAACGCGCGCUACUAUCAAAUGGAUGACAGUUAUGUGAGCGAAGAUGAUCUGUCCAGCUUCAACGUAGCGGGGCAGCAGAUUGUUAAAAAUAGGAAGAAGGGUCGCCAUAGCCAUGGCAGGGGAGAGAAACGCAACGGUGGUCAGGGUGACUAUACAGAGGAACACCACUCCGAUGAAGAGGACGAGCAAGCAGACCAACACUUGUUAUGCAAAAGUGACUCCUUCGUCGAAUUUAACCGAAGGAAGAAAUGCGACCAAGGGGGGAAGAAACAAGACGCGGGAGAAAAAUACAAUUUACUACAACGCAAAUAUGUGACUUAUCCUAAUGGAGAGGAAGAGAGUGGGACGAGAAACAACUCCCGCUGCACCUCCCUGGAGGAAAAUCUACAGACGAAACACGCCCGACUUAGUAAAGAAAGGAAAAGUCUCACAGGCAGCCUAAAAAGACACGCUUAUUACUAUAACCAAAGUGAUGCCAACAAUGAGGGUUACUACUACCCCUAUAGGGAGAACUCUGCCCAGAGGGAUGAAGGCUACUGGCUAAGGGAUGAUGACAACCCAGCAGAAAAUCUCAUCACAGGAAAGGUGAAACAAUUUGAAAAAAAAAUGAAUGAGGAGGAGGAACAAGAAAUUAGCAAUGCGAAGGAGCUACGCAGGAAGAAAGGAGGCCAAAGAGCUGAAGGGAUGCGCAAAAAAAAAAAAAAAAAAAAAAAAAAAGAUUCAAAUGUGGGUCAACAUGGGGAAGAUGGAAAUGAGGAAGACGAAAUUGAAGAAGAGGACGACGAUGAGGAGGAGGAAGAAGAAAGCAUUUUCAGCAUCAGCCAAUAUAUUAACCCCGACGAUAGCGAAAAGAAACAAAACAGUGAGGAAAAAAAUAACGGACUGGGGAUCUUUAAUUUAAUACACUCCUACGCCAAGGACAGUAGCUGGUUUGACGUUUCUUCGAUAAAUAAAUACUACCAGUUUGGCAAAACCAGUGGGGACAUGGAGUUGGAUGACAUCAACGCGGAUAACGAGCGGGAGAACAAGGGGCGUCAUGCACCGGGUGAGAAGCGGCACGAUGGGAAAUAG
This is a messenger RNA of Plasmodium vivax (malaria parasite P. vivax), 3663 nucleotides long. Its product is annotated as TBC domain containing protein. Bases 1 to 3663 code for a protein of 1220 amino acids. The record is from RefSeq and is a predicted model, not a curated record. NCBI's taxonomy places the organism in Eukaryota, Apicomplexa, Aconoidasida, Haemosporida, Plasmodiidae. The transcript has a single exon.